CGGCCAUUUUGCAAGAAAAGUUCACGUGUCUUUCCUCUCCUUAUUUUUUAAAAAUAACCAUGGGUUUCGGAGAUUUGAAAUCAGCUGCGGGUCUGAAGGCUCUGGACGACUUUCUAGGAGAUCGUAGUUACAUCGUUGGAUAUACACCAACCCAAGCAGAUGUAGUUGUCUUUGAAGCCCUUAGUGGAACCCCAAGCUCAGACCUAUACAAUGCCCUCCGCUGGUACAACCACAUUGCAUCAUAUGCUAGCCAGAAAAGUGGCUUCCCUGGUGAGAAGAAGGCACUCAGUGAAUAUGGCCCAAGUGCCGCUGCAACCCCUGCAGCAGCCAAUGAUGAUGAAGAUUCUGAUGAUGACAUCGAUCUUUUUGGCAGUGAUGAAGAAGAAGACGAUGAGGAUAUGCAAAAGAAGAAGCAAGCACUUGUUGACGCUUAUAACGCCAAAAAAGGCAAAAAGCCAGCUCUUAUUGCCAAGAGUAUGAUAAUCCUAGAUGUCAAACCCUGGGACGAUGAGACUGAUAUGGCACUUGUUGAGAAAAAAGUCCGAGCCAUUGAGAAGGAUGGACUUGUCUGGGGAACAAGUAAACUUAUAGCUGUGGGAUAUGGAAUCAAAAAAUUGCAGAUCUCCUGUGUGGUAGAAGAUGCCAAGGUUGGGACAGAUUUCUUAGAAGAAAGUAUUUGUGGAUUUGAGGAUUUGGUGCAAUCCAUGGAUGUUGCUGCCUUCAACAAGUUGUAAACACUCUUAUUGGACUCAUUAGCAAUAGAUGAAUUGCCAAAAUAAACUUUGGAACUAAUUUACAUUGCCAAAAUCGUCUUUUGAACUCAAUAAAUACAAUAUUGCCAAGAUCAUCUUUGGAACUUCUAGAUAUUGAAUCUGAACAUUUGGAUUAUCAAUGUCUUAAUACAAUAAAUUACUAAUUUAAACAAAAGCAUUGCUAUUUAGUGAAUUUAUUUUGAUAACACAAAGGAUUUACAAUAUACACAGUACAGGGUGGUCCAAAAAUGGGACACUUGUAUUUCAAAAAGAAAUAUUGAUUUUUUUGAUGAAAACAUGUCAUAUUAUAUACCAAUGGAUAGGGAAUUUCUCA
Molecule: messenger RNA, 1086 nt
Organism: Owenia fusiformis
Lineage: Eukaryota; Metazoa; Annelida; Polychaeta; Sabellida; Oweniidae
Source: the annotation of a GenBank genome assembly